Messenger RNA from Vicia faba (fava bean), 318 nucleotides. The record is from the annotation of a GenBank genome assembly. NCBI's taxonomy places the organism in Eukaryota, Viridiplantae, Streptophyta, Magnoliopsida, Fabales, Fabaceae.
AUGCAAUCAAAUCUUGGAGCUCUUCAUACUUCCCAUCUUGUUUCUGUAUCAGAAGUUCUUCUUCAAUCAAGCCCGAAGCUACUAGGUGGUAAAUCACGUGAAGAUGAUGAUGGAUUUGGUUCCAAUGGACUACCGCUGCGAUAUGCAUAUGAGGAUCUUAAAGGGUGUUUCUCACUUGUUGUUCACAACGGUGUUAUCGGUAUGUUGUACACACCCGAGUUAUCAUUGCGAUGUGCUUGUGGGGGUCUUAUAGGGUGUUUCCUCACUCGCUGUUCACAUCUGCUUGCUUGGUAUGGUAGAGGUUGUGAUGCCAUGUAA